AUGUGCAGAGAUGAUGAAGGCAGCGUGGAGGUACCCAGCGGUCUUGCCCUCCUGGCGCUUCUGAGACCCAGUCCUGGCAACAUGCAGUGGGUAGUCUUCUGCCUGAUGGUCAUCUUCUCAGGGGUGGUGGCCCGUCGAUCCAGCCUCCAAGGGCAAGAUCGCCUCUUGAUCAGACUGCGUCAACUUAUUGAUAUUGUGGAUCAGCUGAAAAAUUAUGUGAAUGACUUGGACCCUGAAUUUCUGCCAGCUCCAGAAGAUGUAAAGAGACACUGUGAGAGAUCGGCUUUUUCAUGUUUUCAGAAGGUCCAACUAAAGUCAGCAAAUACAGGAGACAACAAGAUCAACGUAUUAACUAAACAGCUGAUGAGGAAACUGCCUCCCACAAAUGAAGGGAGAAAACAGAAACAGAGACUAGUGUGCCCUUCAUGUGAUUCUUACGAGAAAAAACCACCCAAAGAAUUCCUAGAAAGACUGAAAUCACUCAUCCAAAAGAUGAUCCACCAGCACCUCUCCUAG
Molecule: messenger RNA, 516 nt
Organism: Myotis brandtii (Brandt's bat)
Lineage: Eukaryota; Metazoa; Chordata; Mammalia; Chiroptera; Vespertilionidae
Gene: IL21
Product: interleukin 21
Exons: 6
Coding region: 1-516 (171 amino acids)
Biological process (GO): immune response; positive regulation of natural killer cell mediated cytotoxicity
Cellular component (GO): extracellular region
Molecular function (GO): cytokine receptor binding
Source: RefSeq, a predicted model, not a curated record